Trypanosoma rangeli is the source of this 2583-nucleotide messenger RNA. RefSeq names its product putative N-alpha-acetyltransferase 25, NatB auxiliary subunit isoform X1. NCBI's taxonomy places the organism in Eukaryota, Euglenozoa, Kinetoplastea, Trypanosomatida, Trypanosomatidae. Gene Ontology annotation, biological process: N-terminal peptidyl-methionine acetylation. The coding region runs from base 1 to 2583 and encodes 860 amino acids. The transcript has a single exon. Gene Ontology annotation, molecular function: protein-N-terminal amino-acid acetyltransferase activity. Gene Ontology annotation, cellular component: NatB complex; cytoplasm. The record is from RefSeq and is a predicted model, not a curated record.
AUGGCAGAUGGCGCCGCCGUACGCAUCUUUAACCUCAUCGAUGAGGGCAAGCUUGCUUCGGCAGAGGGGCUGCUGGAGGCGGCACUGUCAAAGCACCCCGACAGCCACGCGGUGCUGGCGGCAGAGGCGUUGCUGCUGCUGAAGACAAACCAACUGGAAAAGGCGAAGGAGAAGGCGGAGGCGCUAAGCGAGCAGAACGUCGUGGACAAGGAUGCAAUAAGUGCCCUUGUUCACGUGCUCGGGCACUGCUGUAGCUGGGAGGCGCUGGCACGCACGUAUGAGCGUAUGAAGGGUGUUCAAAAUGAGCGGAAUAUGAUGGAGAACUUGGCUCAGGUCUACGUGCGUAUGGGGUCCUAUGAUGCGGUGCAGCAGACGGCGGUGCAGCUUUAUCGUAAAUGGGGGGAUGUGCGGUACCAGGUGUGGGCAGUGCAGGCAAAUUUGUGCCAGGUCCCACCCGAGGCGACGGACCACCUUCUGCUUAAGCUUUCCGCAAAAAUGCUUGACGAGAGUAUCUUGAAAAGCAACGACCUCAUCACCCCUUCCACGUCGCGGAUGUAUGUUGAGGUGCUUCAGCAGCAGCGGCUGUACAGUGAAGCUGUGGCGUACCUUUGCAGCACUCGGGGGGCGGCGGUGGGGGUUCCCGAGGCUCGACUGGAGCUCUUGGCGGCCACGCUGCGUUGCAAAAGCGACUUGGGCAAGGCCAAUGCGGUGGCGAGGCAUCUCUGGCACCGUCAACCGGACAAUUGGACGUUUGUGGAUUUGUACCUGAACACGCUCUCCGAAGAGGAGGAGAACCCCACCAACGCCGUCCUGAGACUGGAUGGCCCCAAGGAGGAGAACCGCGUCGUCGUUCAGCUGUCCGAGAGGGAUCACACGCUGGCGGACGCGCUGCGCCUCUGUCAUAGCUUGCAGUCUACACCCGCGUCGGCCGGAGCCAAGCGACCGUGCCGUGGCCCGUUCAUGGCGGAGCUAGAGGUUCUUUCGCGCCAGGGGGCCACCGAGGCCCUGCAGCAAAAAACGGUCGCCUACGCGAAACGCUUCUACGCCAAUGCGUGUUGUUUCUUGGAUGUUUCGACGUACCUGGACGGCACCUCAGCCGCGGCCAUUUAUGCCUGGGCCUCGGCGGAGAUGAGUGCGGAGGAGGACGUGCUGCACCACCACACACGGCGAAUUCUUGGACUGCGCUGCCACGUGGCCAUGUGGGGUGCGACACGCGAGCAGCAGCCGGAUCUCACCUCGAUGGAGGACCUCUUGAAAGUGUGCUGCAGCGCAUACGCCGAGACGAAGCCGCUCUCUGCUCAUCUUGCAUGGAGUGAGGAGGGCCUUCUUGAUGGGUACAUCACCAUUGCGCUUAACAUUGUCUUGCACGCCUAUUAUGCGACCCGUGAUUUGGAGUGGGUGAAACGAGGGCUUUUGUUACUCGAGGCUGUGGAUCGUAGGCAAAACAAUCCGACUUGGCUCAUUUAUUCCGUUUGUUUUGCUCGCCUGCUUGGUCUGGCGGAUGUGGAGGCCUGGCGCCAGCUCGCCUUCAAGAGUGUGCAGCACGACACAAUGUCACACGCUGGUUACUGGCCGCUCUUGGAAGGCGUUGCGGUGGACGAGGCUUGCCAGUGGAAUGAACUUGCCUGGGAGCACUAUCGCGCGCUAGAAAGGGACUGCAGUCUGCUCCGCUGGAAGGUGUUUGCGUUUGCCUCAUGGCCGGCCAUGAAGGACCUCCAGGAGUACGAACGGCGCCAGACGAAUUCUGUCGCGAGAAUUGUGUGUGCGGUGCACCGCGUAGCUGCGGCGUUGCGGCGUUGCCAGACGCAGCGCAACGUGUUUGAUCUCAUGCGGUCGGAGGAGCGCACAAUGGCUGAGGCGCUUGCGGCCCUUCAGGUCUCGCGGGAGGCGGAGCUAACCGACAACACCGACUGGGUGGUGGCACGGUCCCUGGUGCUGGGGAACAUCCACGAGGAGAAGGUGCGAGCGCUGACGGACGAGUUGUUUGGCAUGCCCACCAAGGAGCAACGCAUCCAUCACACGCGUCAGCUGCUGGGCAGCCUCAUGCUUUUGCACGACAUCGCGUUACUCGAGGAACACCGCCUGCAAGUGGCAAACGCUAUGAAGCCGAAGAGGGCAAAAAAGCCUGUGGCCCAGCUCCCGGCACAAGCUCCUCUGCCGACACUUUUGUGCAAGGAGCACUCCGACGCGCUGCCGACGCUCCCUGUAAUAGGCGCCAUUGCACCGGCCCUUUUGGAGUUCGUGAGGGCGCAGGGUGAGGGCGCAGUCGUUCCAUACACCACCGCCAUUCAGGAUGCGCUGCUGACUACUGUGGGAUCGCCGCAGGUCCACAGCUUCCUGUUUCCCGAGGCGUUUAUUUUGACUGCGCUUCUACAGGUUGGUACCGUGUCCAGGUUGCCCAUCUCCGCGUGGUCCAAAGACCUCCAUAACGCUCUCCAAAAGCUACAGGCGUUUCACCGCGAUGACGUGGCAGCAACCGCACAGGGGCACGUAAAGAAGUUGUUUGAGGACAAGGCAUUACGCGUGAGGACACUUUCAAGUGAUUUGCUACGCGACGUUCUUGCUGCAAGUCGCCGACGGUGA